Messenger RNA from Xenopus laevis (African clawed frog), 2920 nucleotides. RefSeq names its product zinc finger protein 250-like (gene znf16.L). Bases 895 to 2676 code for a protein of 593 amino acids. The transcript is spliced from 6 exons. NCBI's taxonomy places the organism in Eukaryota, Metazoa, Chordata, Amphibia, Anura, Pipidae. The record is from RefSeq and is a predicted model, not a curated record.
UCCCCGUAACUGAUCCCUUCCAUUCCCUUUAUCAGUUUAGUUGCUCCUCUCUGUACUUUAUCUAUGUCACUAUAGUUAGUACAUUCGGUGACUCACUGACUACAGUUUAUUAUCUCCAGUAAGUGACAUUAGGGUUUUUCUGCAGACACUGGAGUUAUACAAUGACUGUACCAGAGAAUACACUGGGAUGUCUAUAACUGUUAGGUCAAUACACAGACUGCUAGUUGCAUUUAUUGGGGUCCCUUCCGACUUUUUAAUGUCGGCGUCCCCCGCACAGCGAGCAAUUUCCAGCACCAAAUAGUAAUCCUGCACCAUAGCUGCUCCUCCCCCGGUGUCUGUACGCUUUCUGAGUUACUAUGGGAACCUCACCGCGGUGUUACCUGGGAGCCGCAGUCCGCCUUCUCCCGCCACAUAGCCACUUGCAAUAGAGGCAGGCGUAGCAAAAACUACACGUACCAUAAUGCAUUGCGAACGCAUUCAGCUUUCUAGCCGCUGGGUCAGUCCUUAAAUUGCAAAAUGAUUUAAUCGAUGACGUUCUGAUGGAUAGGAAUAUCACACGAGAUGAAGUGCGAGAGGGUUUCAGACUACUUUGAAUGAAAAACGUCACUGCCAAACUCGCACCGUUUCCCCAUGAUGUUAAAGUAAAGCUUUUCUAUUGCGCGUGCGCAAGUGGUGUGUUGACAUGGUGCCCGCAACAAAGAUGGUCACCGCGAGCUUCUGUAGAGAAGGAAGGGAGUGACUGAAAGGUUGUCCCGCCUGUCAACAUCCUUCACCGCUAUCGCUUGGUUGGCAGUGGCCAUCUUUGCUGAGGGUAAAGUGCCCUGUUUGGCAACACUGUUGAGGAAGGCCGAGAGAAAAGCCUGACCCUCAUCCUGAAGGAUUCAGCGUGCAAUCAUGAUGGACAGGGACAAAAACCAGGUGACGGAGAAGAUCUUGGACCUCACCCUGGAGAUUAUCGCUCUGCUAAUGGGAGAGGUUCCUGCCUGUUAUCAGAACGAUGGUUCAUGUCCCACAGCGGGGCAGUUGGAAAAUUCCAAAAGGAACAUGGAACAGUAUGAGGAUGUUGCCAUGAAAAACCAAGACUCCCUCAGCCCUGGGUAUAUCCCCAGUACUCCAGAAAGAUGUCGCAUGCCCCCGUUCUCUCAGGCUGAUACAGAGGCCAAUGACAAGAUGGCAAGGGAUUAUCAGGUUGAACAAUUGGAUGGGAUAUUCCCCCAGCAGUGUAAGAAGAAGGAGAUCCCCACUGAUAUCAACACAGGAUUUCCCUUCACUUGGGAAGCCAAAAUGGAAGCUUUCCGCAUGCCUUUUUCGGAGUUUUCCAUGAAUAGCAAGAGUGUGCCUCAGCAUAGCCGAGAAAUAAGAAAUACGAAGCUAAAUCCAUUGGUUGAGACUUCAAAAACAUCCCUCAAUACUCCUGUUAAGAACAAAACAUUACAGGAAGAAGCUCGACCAGGACUCCAGGACUUCCCUGAUGAUUUCCACCCAACGACGUGUUUUAAUGAGAAAACCCAACAUGUAUCUAAUCGUCCGGACAGCACCAAGUUCGAUCUUGAGGCGGAUCAAAUAGGCGGGAUGGCAGAAAAGCUGUAUUUGUGUUCAGAGUGUGGCAAAUGCUUCACUAAUGAUUCCGAUCUAGUCGCCCAUCAGAGAGUUCACACAGAGGAGAAAGCUUAUAUGUGUUACGAAUGUGGCUCCUUUUUUACCUGCAGCUCGGAUCUUGCAAAGCACAAACAAAUUCACUCCGGUGACCAUUCACUGUCAGAAUCUGAAUAUGCAAAGUGUCCUGCCCAAGCCACGGGUUCAUAUGAGAAAAUACAGACCGGGGAGAAGCCAUUUAUCUGCACGGAAUGUGGCAAAUGUUUCUCUUGCAGUGUAGACCUUGCAGCACAUCAGAGAGAUCACGCGGUAGACAACAACGCGCCGAGUUGUGAACUUGAAGCACCACUUCCCAAAGGCAUAACUGCUCUUCCACAUCAGAGGAUUGACGCCCGGUUAAAAGACUUUGCGUGCUCUAAUUGCGGUGAAUGUUUCACGGUGAAAUCAGAGCUGGUGAAGCAUCACAGGAUUCACGUAGAGCAGAAACCCUUUGCUUGUUCUGAAUGCGGAAAAUGCUUCACUCAGUUGUCGCAUCUUCAGAGACACCAGACCAUGCACUCAGGGGAGACGCCGUGCAUUUCUGCAGAACCCAGGGAACGUUGCGAUGAUAGUUCAACUGUAUCCAAACCAGAGAAAAGUCAGACGCAAGAGAAACCAUUUGUUUGUGCUCAAUGUGGGGCAGGAUUUCCCACUAGCCCCGAGCUUGUUACACAUGAAAUCCUACACAUUGCAGAGACAGAAUUUGUUUGCGCUGAAUGCGGAGAAUGUUUCACUAAUAAUUCUGAUCUUGCAUCACAUAAAGUCCUUCAUGCAGGGGAGAACCCAUUCCUCCGUCCCGUAGGUGACAAAUCCCUGUCCUAUAGUUCAAAUUACUUUAUAAACCACAGCUCUGCGGGGGACAAACCAUACGCUUGCUCUGACUGUGGGAAAGGCUUUGCAUAUAGAUCGGCCUAUGUCAGGCAUCAAAGGAUUCACACAGGGGAGAAACCCUUUGUAUGUUCCCACUGUGGAAAAUGUUUUACUCAAAAAACUCAUCUCAUUACUCAUCAGAGAGUUCACAAAAAUAAUAAGCAUAUUUAGUUAGGUUUUAUUAUCAGUACACGUUUCAGUGGUUAUAUUUGUAUUAAAUUAUGUUAUGCUGUCACCAAGAUAUAUAUAUAUAUAUAUAUAUAUAUAUAUAUAUUUAUUUCUAUGGGGUCCAUUAUCCAGAAACCCAUAUUAUGGAAAGGCUGUCUCCCAUAGACCCCAUUUUAUCCAAAUAAUCCAAAUAUUUAAAAACAAUUUCCUUUUUCUGUGUAAUAAUAAAACAGUCGCUUGUACUUGA